UAUUUGUUAUUGAAGAUGGAAAGCUACAAGUGUAGAUUUUGCUUAAAGAGCUUCGUCAAUGGAAGAGCUUUAGGUGGUCAUAUGAGAUCUCACAUGCCGAGUCUUCAUAAAUUUAGCAUUGAAGAAGAAGAAGAAAAAGAGGAAGAUGAAAGGCCGAGUCAACUCAGCUAUGAGACUGAGUCGGAUGUUUCUUCGUCUUCAGCUGAAGAAGAAGAAGAAGAAGAGGGGAAGAUAAAUGAUGAUUCUAAGUUUGCUUUUACCGGCUCUGUUCUGCUCGAAGACGGUGAAAGCGAGGCUGAGUCGUCGAGGAAUAAUCUUAACCUGACACGGAAACGAUCCAAGCGAACUCGGAAACUCGAUUCGUUCGCUACGAAGAAGGUGAAAACGAGUCAACUCGGUUACAAGGCCGAGCCUGGGCCCGAGUCCGAGCCUCCUCACAGCUCGGCUUCUGAUACAACAACGGAGGAAGAUCUCGCCUUUUGUCUCAUGAUGCUCUCGAGAGACAAAUGGAAGAAAAACAAAACUAGUAAAGAACUAGUGCUGGAAGAGAUCGACACAGAAGAAUCAGAAGGUUACAACAAAUCGAGCAAGAUUAAUCGAACAACGACGAAAGGGAGAUACACGUGCGAGACUUGUGGGAAAGUGUUUAAAUCUUAUCAAGCAUUGGGUGGGCAUAGAGCAAGCCACAAGAAGAACAGAGUUUCCAACAAAACAGAGCAGCGAAGCGAAACAGAGUACAAUAAUGUUGUUAUUGCUGUUACUGCAGAGAAGAGAAUCCAUGAAUGUCCGAUUUGUCUAAGAGUUUUCGCAUCUGGACAAGCACUUGGAGGUCACAAGAGAUCUCACGGAAUCGGGAAUUUGUCUGUAAAUUAUCAUCAUCAUCAAGGUCAUCGAAUCGAGUCUGUGAAACAGAGAUUGAUAGAUCUCAAUCUUCCUGCACCAACCGAGGAAGACGAAGUCUCUGUGGUGUUUCAAUGAAUGCUGAAAAAAGGUAACAGACUUUGCGUGAUUCGGGUCGUCCAAAUUUUCGUAAAGUUUGAAUCUUUUUUUUUACUAUUAUAAUUUUUUUUUUUGGGGGUCGAAGUCGAACUAGAAAAAUAUAAUAA
Messenger RNA from Eutrema salsugineum, 1106 nucleotides. RefSeq names its product zinc finger protein ZAT9. The transcript has a single exon. Lineage: Eukaryota; Viridiplantae; Streptophyta; Magnoliopsida; Brassicales; Brassicaceae. Bases 16 to 978 code for a protein of 320 amino acids. Gene Ontology annotation, biological process: regulation of DNA-templated transcription. The record is from RefSeq and is a predicted model, not a curated record.